This is a messenger RNA of Aureobasidium melanogenum CBS 110374, 219 nucleotides long. RefSeq lists its product as uncharacterized. Gene Ontology annotation, biological process: mitochondrial respiratory chain complex IV assembly. Lineage: Eukaryota; Fungi; Ascomycota; Dothideomycetes; Dothideales; Saccotheciaceae. The record is from RefSeq and is a predicted model, not a curated record. The annotation marks the transcript as partial. Gene Ontology annotation, cellular component: mitochondrial inner membrane; mitochondrion. The transcript has 2 exons.
AUGGGAGGUCCCAAUCUCGAAGUCUUCAAGUUCGGCAUGUACAUCAUGUUCCCCAUCGGCUGGAUGUACUACUUUGGCACAAACCUCGACGAGCGCUUUUCCGUCCCAGACUUCUGGCCCAAGGAGAACGAGACCCAUCACAUUCCCUUCGAGAAGGACGAGAUCCAGUCGGAACUGGCCAGACUACGCGCUCGCCGCUUGGCCGCUCGCCAAAGAAGA